This is a messenger RNA of Balearica regulorum gibbericeps (East African grey crowned-crane), 2163 nucleotides long. Lineage: Eukaryota; Metazoa; Chordata; Aves; Gruiformes; Gruidae. The record is from RefSeq and is a predicted model, not a curated record.
CUCCUGCUCAGGCCCAAAUCAUCCAUGCUGGGCAGGCGUGCGUGGUGAAGGAAGACAACAUAAGUGAACGCGUUUACACAAUUCGGGAGGGGGACACGCUGGUCCUGCAGUGUCUGGUCACAGGACACCCUCGGCCACAGGUGAGAUGGACCAAAACCGCUGGCAGCGCAUCGGACAAAUUCCAAGAGACGUCAGUGCUUAACGAGACCCUUCGGAUUGAGAAGAUCCAAAGGCUGCAGGGGGGCCGCUAUUACUGUAAAGCAGAAAAUGGGGUUGGGGUCCCUGCCAUCAAGUCCAUUCGAGUAGAUGUGCAGUAUCUAGAUGAACCUGUUCUCACCAUUCAUCAGACCAUCAGUGAUGUACGUGGCAGCUUCUACCAGGAGAAGACUGUCUUCCUCCGCUGCACUGUCAAUUCCAACCCACCAGCUCGCUUCAUCUGGAAACGGGGAGCUGAGACACUUUCCCACAGUCAGGACAAUGGCGUGGACAUCUAUGAACCCCUCUACACACAGGGCGAAACCAAAGUCCUGAAGCUGAAGAACCUGCGGCCCCAGGAUUACGCCAGCUACACGUGCCAGGUGUCCGUCCGCAAUGUCUGCAGCAUCCCUGACAAAUCCAUCACCUUCCAGCUCACAAACACCACAGCCCCACCUGCUCUGAAGUUGUCUGUCAAUGAGACACUGGUGGUCAACCCUGGUGACAACAUCACUAUGCAGUGCUCUCUGACGGGCGGUGACCCACUGCCAGAGGUGGUUUGGUCUCACUCUCCUGGCCCAAUGCCUCCCAACAGCCUUGUGCAAGGAGGCAACCUCACUCUCUGGAGGAUCCGUGUGGAGGACUCGGGCUACUACAAUUGCACAGCCAUCAACAACGUGGGGAACCCAGCAAAGAAGAUGGUGAACCUGCUGGUGCGGUCCAUGAAGAAUGCCACGUUUCAAAUCACCCCUGAUGUGAUCAAAGAGAGUGAGACCAUCCAGUUAGGGCAGGACUUGAAGCUCUCGUGCCAUGUGGAUGCUAUACCCCAGGAGAAAGUUGUCUAUUCCUGGUACAAGAAUGGGAAACCAGCUAGGUUCUCAGAUCGGUUGCUCAUCACCAGGAAUGACCCUGAACUCCCACCUGUGACCUGCAGCUUGGAGAUUAUUGACCUGAGGUUCAGUGACUACGGCACCUACCUGUGCGUGGCUACCUUCCAGGGAGCACACAUUCCUGACCUCAGUGUGGAGGUGAACAUCUCCUCAGAGACAGUGCCACCAACCAUCAGUGUCCCUAAGGGUCAGUCCACAAUCACCGUCCGGGAGGGCUCCCGGGCUGAGCUGCAGUGCGAGGUUCGAGGGAAGCCCAAGCCACCUAUCAUCUGGUCCCGGGUAGAUAAGGAAACCCCCAUGCCUUCAGGGACAAUGACGAUGGAGACAUACGAUGGGAAGCUGCGCCUGGAGAGUGUGAGCCGAGAAAUGAGUGGAACCUAUAAGUGUCAGACAGCCAGGUACAAUGGCUUUAACAUCAGACCCCGGGAAGCCCUGGUGCAGCUCAACGUGCAGUUCCCCCCCGUGGUGGAGCCGGCCUUCCAGGACAUGCGCCAGGGCAUGGGGCGCAGCGUCACCCUGCGCUGCACCAUGCUGAAGGGCAGCCCCAUGAAGGUGGCCACCUCCGUCUGGCGCUUCAACGGGACCCUUCUGGCGCAGCCCCUGGCAGAGCAGCAGGACUACUCGGAGCUGAAGGUGGACAGCGUGAGCCGGGAGACCAGCGGUAGCUAUGAGUGCAGCAUUUCCAAUGACGUGGGGGUCUCCACCUGCCUCUUCCAGGUGUCUGCCAAAGCUUACAGCCCAGAGUUUUACUAUGACACUCCCAACCCCACCUUGAGCCAGAAGCAAUCCAAGAAUUACUCUUACGUCUUGCAGUGGACACAGAAGGAGCCCGAUGCUGUGGAUCCCAUCCUGAAGUACCGACUGGAAGUCCGGCAGCUGGCUCAGAGAAACACUAUCCAAACCUUCAUUCCCGUGAAGAAAAUGGAGAAGGGCCUGUUGCUGGAGCACAUCUUGCCCAACCUGAAAGUUCCUCAGAGCUAUGAAGUUCGCCUGACACCCAUCACCAGCUUUGGGGCUGGAGAUAUGGCUGCCCGCAUCAUCCGGUACAUGGAACCAAUCAACUAUCCCAACCCAACAG